Sebastes umbrosus (honeycomb rockfish) is the source of this 1038-nucleotide messenger RNA. RefSeq names its product putative proline-rich protein 21. The transcript is spliced from 3 exons. The record is from RefSeq and is a predicted model, not a curated record. NCBI's taxonomy places the organism in Eukaryota, Metazoa, Chordata, Actinopteri, Perciformes, Sebastidae. Bases 1 to 1038 code for a protein of 345 amino acids.
AUGGCUGAGGGGGGGGGGGUGACGCCUAACAAGAAGACGCAGAGAGACGGAGAUACCGCUCCGCCCAUACCGCUCCGCCCAUACCGCUCCGUCCAUACCGCUCCUCUCACACCGCUCCGCCCAUACCGCUCCGUCCAUACCACUCCUCUCAUACCGCUCCGUCCAUACCGCUCCGCACAUACCUCUCAGUCUAUACCGCUCCGCCCAUACCGCUCCGUCCAUACCGCUCCCCUCAUACCGCUCCGUCCAUACCGCUCUGCCCAUACCUCUCUGUCUAUAGCGCUCCGUCCAUACCGCUCCCCUCGUACUGCUCCGCUCAUCAACUCCGCCCAUACCUCUCAGUCCAUACCGCGCCGCACAUACCGCUCCGUCCAUACCUCUCAGUCCAUACCGCUCCGUCCAUACCGCUCCGCACAUACCGCUCAGUCUAUACCGCUCCAUCCAUACCUCUCUCGCUCCGUCCAUACCGCUCCCCUCGUACUGCUCCGCUCAUCAACUCCGCCCAUACCUCUCAGUCCAUACCGCUCCGCACAUACCGCUCCGUCCAUACCUCUCAGUCCAUACCGCUCCGUCCAUACCGCUCCGCACAUACCGCUCAGUCCAUACCGCUCUGCACAUACCUCUCAGUCCAUACCGCUCUACACAUACCGCUCCGUCCAUACCGCUCCGCCCAUACGGCUCCGUCCAUACCGCUCCGUCCAUACCUCUCAGUCCAUACCGCUCUGUCCAUACCACUCCGUCCAUACCGCUCUGCCCAUACCUCUCAGUCUAUACCGCUAUGUCCAUACCGCUCUGCCCAUACCUCUCAGUCUAUACCGCUCCGUCCAUACCUCUCAGUCCAUACCGCUCCGCACAUACCGCUCCGUCCAUACCGCUCCGUCCAUACCGCUCCACCCAUACAGCUCCGUCCAUACCGCUCCAUCCAUACCGCUCCGCCCAUACCGCUCCGUCCAUACCUCUCUGCCCAUACCUAUACAGCUCUCUUUUUCUCCAUUCCUCGACUCCCCCUCUGUCUCCCCCGCCCUCCCCUCUCUAUAG